This is a messenger RNA of Drosophila innubila, 7978 nucleotides long. RefSeq names its product breast carcinoma-amplified sequence 3 homolog (gene rudhira). The transcript is spliced from 9 exons. Gene Ontology annotation, biological process: autophagy; response to starvation. Gene Ontology annotation, cellular component: cytoplasm. The record is from RefSeq and is a predicted model, not a curated record. NCBI's taxonomy places the organism in Eukaryota, Metazoa, Arthropoda, Insecta, Diptera, Drosophilidae. Bases 1579 to 7635 code for a protein of 2018 amino acids.
GUAUUUUGUCCGCACAGAACGACGACAGCACCACAACAACACAACACACAAUCAAUUUUGUGUACUAGUGCAAAAGUAUUACAAAAUAACAACACGAAGAAAAGUUGCAAGCAAAUUAAAAGGCCAAGCAAAUAAAAUUGCAAUUUUUGUUAUUUUUCGACGGGUUAUUUUUUUUGUUGUUUUUGUGUUGUAGUUGGCUGCACGGGCAGCAGCAGUAGAAACUGAGAAGAAAAGUGAAAUCGAUUAAUAAACGCAAUAGGCAGCAGCAGCAACAACAACAAGACUUGAUGCAAAUAUAACAAAGAGUGGAUCAAAGUUAAAAGUAAUACAGGCGAAAAAUAAAAACAAAACGCAACAGCAAAGCAGAGAUUUAAUUUUUAAUGUCGCAGUUAAUUUGUGUGCUAGCAAGAAGCAGCAGCAAAAACAACAACAAUACCAGCAGCAGCACUACCAACAACAACAACUUCAGCAGCAGCUGAGGUAGAAGCUGAACGCAAAACAAAAAACGAAAACGAAGAGCAAAGAAAAGAAAAGAACGUACGACGCAGCCGUCGCAGCCUGCCUCUCUCUGCUGAUUGUGUGUUUGUGUGUGCGUGGGAGCGAGCGAGGCAGCAGCAGCAGCAACAAAGGAGAACAGCGCUACGACGUUUUUGUUGUUCUUUGCUUCUUUUUUGUUUUUUUUGACACAAUUCAAACAAACGCAUACGUGAGCGGGAGCUUUGCACUUCAAAGUUUGUUUCUAAGCUCGACUUUGUGUUUGCAGUCUGCGUGUGUGUGUGUGGGCGUCAACAGUCGCCAACAGCAAACGAUUGGGCGGAGGGCGUGUCAAUAUUGACGCAAGCAGCGCAGCCACCCAAAAAAAAGCAGAAAAAAAAUACGCAAGACGCAGUUUGUUUGUUGCCAGCCAAAAAAAAAAAACCAAAACAAUUUACUGUUGCUGCUGCUGCCGAAUGCAACAACAAUAAUAAGAAGAAGAAGAUAGAACAAACCAACAUCCAACAACAACAAAGAAUAGGACGCUAGCAAAACAACAAAAACAAGGGGAAAACGACAACAGCUGAAAACAUAUGAUUUUUGUUUGUGUUGUUGUUUUUGUGCUCUCCGCUUCGUCUGUGCUUCUCUGCUGAGUCGACCUCAACAGCAACAACAACAAAGUCAAAGCUGUGGAACGAGUGGAACAGGAACGAGUUAAACGAGUCUCACACAGCGCUCUCUGUGAGUGUGUGUGCGUACUGUUGUUGUUGUUGCUGCUGCUGCCUACCAACCAAUUCUCAACUGUUUCUUGACGUCGUAACAACACCGCAAGCAGCAGCAGCGCCAAGUGUUGACAACAGCUGGGCAGCAACGCAGGCAGCGCAGCAGCAGCAGCGCUUAAGUUCUACACACAGACAGGCAGUCUGUCUCCAGCGCUCUCUCUCGCUCUCACUAUCACUAUCCUCGCCCCCCGCACACCAUCUGUCUGUCUCUCGCGCGCUCUCGCUCAAUCGGUUUGCGAGAGACAAGACGAGACGAGACGCGACGGACGUCCGUCGGAUCUGUGUGUAAGCUGUUAAAGGCUAAGCGGAUCACAUACAUAUAAUGUCAGCGGACUCGCCACGCCGUCAUCAUCAUAAUCAUCAUUCAUCUGGCGUUGGCGUUGGCGGCAGCAGCGGCAGUGGCAGCGGAGGCAGCGGCAUCGGCGGCAGCAGCGGCAGCGGUGGUGGCAUGGGAUUACGCGGUGGCAUGGCAAUGCCAGCAAUUGUGCCCCCACAAGCAGUUAGCGAUCGUUCCAUAUUGGAUUCGGCAAUUGGUUUCAUCAACGAUGUGACGCUUGUGCAUCAACCCGUUCAGGAUCCCAAGGAUACCAUCACCUGGGCACGUUUCGAGACCAGCGCCGAUGUGAGUGAUCCACGUUUUGGCGAUGAUUGGGAACUGGAGGGAAAUGCCGCACCGCCCUUGCUCCUCAUCCUUGGCUAUGGUCUUGGCGUUCAGGUCUGGGCCAUACCCGCCAAUGGUGAGGCUGUUGAGGUCUUAUCCUGGCGCCAUGGCGUUGUCACCGCCCUACGUGUUCUGCCCACGCCGGCAACGGCGGCCAGCGCCCUCGAUGACAAUGGACGCGCCGACGAGCCGGUGGAUGCCUUUGCCGAGAAGCGUCCUUUGGUUGCUCUCGUUGAUGGUGGCAGCGCUGCGGCUAGCCAUUUAUUAUCUGGUGGCAGCGGUGCUGGUGGUGGUGGUGGUCACAUCUCUGGUGGCUCAAAUUCAUCUGGCGGUGGCAUUGGCAAUCCCUCGACUGCCUCCUCCCACUUUAGUGCCGUCAAUUUUGUCUCAUUGAAGACGGGCGCCCAGGUGAAGACCAUUAAAUUCAAGAAUCCGGUGCUAGACAUUCAAGCCAAUCGAUCAGCGGUCGUCAUAAGCUUCCACGAGCGGCUUGCUGUCUUUGAUGCCCGCACGCUGGAGGAUCGUCUAACAAUUACUACCUGCUUUCCCAGUCCGGGCAUUAAUCCCAAUCCCAUUGCGCUUGGUCCACGCUGGCUGGCGUAUGCGGAACACAAAUUGUUGCACUCAAAGCGAAGCGGCGGCGGUUGCGAUGGCGAAGGUGUUCCCAGUUACACGGCAACGGUGCUAAAUGCAGCCAAAUCCUUUGGCAAGGGUCUGCGUGAGCUGGGGGAGCAGGUGGCGGCAGGCUUAACAGGUGCCAGUGCCGGCAGCGGCAACAGCUCCAAAAGCAGCAGCUUCGAUUCGGCAACAGGUGGUGCAGAUGCCAAACAAUCGGGUGUGGUUACCAUUAUAGAUGUCAAGCAUCCCAUUAGGGAUUACAGUCCAACGACGGGCACACCGCUGACAUCGACUGGCGGCCAUGUGGGCGGUGAUCCAAUUGUUGCUCACUUUGUGGCACACAGCGAGGCAUUGGUGGCCAUGGAGUUCGAUAGCUCUGGCAUGUUACUGCUGACGGCGGAUCGACGGGGUCAUGACUUUCAUGUGUUUCGCAUACAACCGCAUCCAGUUGGCUCCAGUCUGGCGGCCGUUCAUCAUUUGUAUGUGCUGCAUCGUGGCGACACCAGCGCCAAGGUGCAACAUAUUGCCUUCUCGCUGGACUCACGCUGGGCGGCCGUAUCCACGCUGCGUGGCACCACCCACGUCUUCCCCAUCACGCCCUACGGCGGCGCCAUGGGCGUACGCACACACACCUCCCUGCAUGUGGUGAAUAAGCUGUCACGGUUCCAUCGCAGCGCCGGUCUUGGCGCCGACGGUCGCUCCAGUUCACCCAUAUCGCAUUCGGAGAGCACAACAUUUGUGCAAUCACUGCAGCCGUAUCAUAAUCCAACAUUACCACCAUUUCCACGACCCGCUGUCGUUCAACCGCUUGCCCAGCUGCGUCAGCCAUUUACAUUGGGCUCGCCACCGGGUAGCGCCUCCCUGGGCGGCGGCAGUGGUGGUUCUGGUGUUGGCGGCUCUGGCGGCGGUGUUGGCUCCCAUCAACGUCAGCGCUUGUCCUCGCUAUCGGAUGACAGCGGUAAACCGUUGAGCGUUUGCGCCACCUUUGCCAAAUCAAGAUCCUGGCUACUGGAGCCACCGACAGCGACUCGUGAGGCACCGCAUCGUGUCCAGCGUAAGGCUGUCGACUCGCUGUUCGUGAUGGCCGGUCAUGGUGCACUCAUACAGUACGAUCUGGACACGAAGCUAGCCUCAAAUGUUGCCAAAGAGAAGAUUUGUGAUGAUACGCCCAUUGAGUUGGAGGUGGAGGCGAAGGCACAGUGGAAUCUGGGCCGACGCAAGGAUGGAUCUCAAGAAAUAAUACCACCGCUGGCGCUGGACAAUUGGCUGAUCAAGGAUCGUCAUGCCAGCCUCCUUAUGGAUAGCGCUCAUCAUUUUGAUGAGCCGGAUGAGCGUGCCGAGAGCUGGUUAGCCCAGGUCGAAAUAAUCACACACGCUGGACCCCAUCGUCGUCUCUGGAUGGGACCGCAGUUCGUUUUCAAGAACUAUAAUACGCCCAGCGGUUCCAAUUUAAACCACGUGGAUGCCGAGGCUGUGGAAAUUGGUGUGACCAAGACAACAACCACACCGUUGCCCUCAACGGCCGCAUCAUCAUCGGGUGCAUCGUUGACGCCAAGUGGCGCCAUCAUUGCCGCCGUUGAGCGUUCCAGUCCACUGAAUAUGCCCCUUAGUGCAGCUGCCGGCACUGGAGCAACUGUCACAACAACUGGACGUUCCGGAGUGCCGGUGCUCAUUGAAUCCGGUUCGUAUAGCAGCAUUGAGCAGAGUCCCAAGCUGAUGGAUCGCUUUCGUCAUGGACAUUUGGAUUCGGAUUAUGGACAUGGCGAUAUGCGUCUAAAGGAGGAUCUGGCCGAUGCCAUGCGAGAGUCACCAUCAACGGCAGCUGCGCGUCGUGAAACGGGCGUUGCACAACAACGUUGCAGUCCCAUGGAUGUGGCAGGUGUUGAGGCAAGCACAGCUGCCACAGCAAAUGUGGCAAGUGCCACAACAUGCGACAAUGCCUGCUAUUAUGAUGCAUUGGCGGAGCAUGAUGCUGAGCUAGACAACGAUGAUGCACUGCAGCGGGAGCAACAACAACAACAACAACAGCAACAACAGCAGCUGCAGGAGAUGCAAAUGCCACUAAAGCGUUCCCAUAAUGAUGCCACAAUCUCAGCCUUGGCCUCCGUGUUGCCCAACAUCUGUAGCUACGAACAGGCAACAACAACAAUGGCAACAAGAAUUGAGAAAAUUGUGAAUCCUUUGGGCACAGUAACCGAUGUCAAUGCGGGCAUUAGUGGUGAAUUUCAAACGGAUAUGCUGGACGAAGUGGUGGGCCAAUUGUCGGCCGAGGAUUGUGUCAUCCAUGAGAAUUGCGAUGAGGCGCUAUUUCGUCCCGUUGUUGCCAUAUUCAGUGACGAGCUGGCCGAGCAGCGCAAACAUGAAUUGCAAUUGCAGCAAAUGGAUGAGGCAACAGCGAGUCGGCAACGUGCCGCACACGAGGAGCAUACAAAGCCACCGGUGGUGUUGGCCAACAAAUUGAUAGUGCCCGUCAUUGCCAAGGAGGUGGACGAGGUGAUCAUACAGAAAGAGAAGCAGGCCAAAAAGAAAUCAUUGCAAUCUCAAGCAGCUGCCGAGGAUGCGGCACAAGCAUUAAGAUUUGCCGAAUUGUCGCAUCUGAAUAAGCCAAGUAAACAACAACAGCAACAACAACAACAGCCACAGCAAAUUAACAAAACUGCCAGCCAGUUGAAGCAAACAACAACAACACAAACAACAACAACAACAACUGCCAGCGAGGAUGAAACGCUUGAGGAUGAGCUGCAAACAUCUGUGAGUUCCACAUUAUCCACAAAAUCCAAUAAAAAAACAAAGCAAAAGCAGCAACAAAAGCAGAGCAACAAGAAAGACAAGAAGCAGCAGCAACAACAACCACAACAACAACAACCACAUCAACAACAACCACAACAACAACAGCAACAGUCGGAAAAGGAGAAUGAUAAUGAUAAUGAUAAGCAGCAGCAGCCAGAGAAAGAGAAAGAGUUGGAUGCGGCGGAUAGUUUGCUGGAGAACAAGGAUGCCAUUGCUGCGGUGAUGAUGAGCAGCGCCAGCGCCCAAGGAUUGUGUCUGCAUGUGGAGCAGCAGCACAGCGAAAAGGAGCAGCCAAAGGAAAAUGAGCGAAAAAAGCAGCAGGAAAAGGAAAACUUCAAAGAAAAGCAACAGCAAAUCGAGCUGGAGGAGCAAAAGCAAAAGCAAAAGGAAAAGGAAAAGGCCAAGCAAAAGGAGCUGGAAAAGCUAAAAGAAAAGGAAAAUGAAAAAGAAAAGCGCAAGGAGCAGCAGGAAGUGAAGGAAAAGUGCAAGGAAAUGCCAAGGCAAAAGGAGCUGCAAGAAAAACAGCUAACAAAGGAGCAACAAAAACAGCUGGAGCAGCCAAAGUCAAAGGAGCAGCAAACAUGGCAACUGGAGACGCAGCCGACAGAGAAGCUGACAAAAAAUAAACCAAUUAAACUGCCAGCGGAAGCGCAGCAAGAGGAAGUUCAAUGUGCAAAGCUGGGCAAGGGAAAACCACUCAGACAGCAGGAGGAAGCGGCACAAGAGAUAGCCAAACCACUGAAGCUGGGCAAGAGUAAAGUAGAAGAGCAGCAGGAGCAGCAGGAGCAACAGGAGCAGCAGCAGCAGCAGGCAAACAAAGCCAAGAGUAAAGACAACUUGCAGGCGGAUUGCUUGCGCAGCUACAGCGUCAAGGUGCUAGAGAUGCCAGCAACAACUCCAGCGCCAACUCCAGCAGCUGCCAAUGUGUGGAAGAGUCUUGAGAGUGCGGUGCCAGAGUCAACCACAAGUGAUUUUCCCAGUCUAGGCCUAACCAGUCGCAAAACGGAGAAACUGCUGCCAGGUUUGCUAAUGCCAACAGCUGGCAAGCAGCAGGAAAGGGAAAAGGAGAAGCAGCAGCAGCAGAAGGAGCAAAGGGAAACAAGCAAUUUUGAUGAUUUUCUGUUGAGCGCAUUGCGACCAUUGGAGGCAUUGGAUGCAUUGCCACCGCUGCCAGCAUUGGAGCCACUGCAAGUGCUCGAUGCUGAUGCUGAUGAUGAGAGAGCGGUAAUAACUGGCGCCAGCGCUGAGAGUCUCAUCAAUUUUGAGAGUCCGCUGCAGGAGAAUGUGGCCAUGCCGCGUAAGAUAACGCCACCACCGCGUGGUUUCACCGAACAGAACCUGAUCCUGGCGCUGUGUGGUUCCUUGCACUAUGAAAAUGAAUAUGCACAGCUCUUGAGCAGAUCAAUGGAAGCCGCCGCUGCAGCAGAGGAGCAUGUGGUUAGAACGGAUUCCAGGCACAAAUCAACAUCCACAUCGAACAAUUCAUCGGGUUCCGAGGAGUUGCUGCUCAUGGAGGAGCCCAAAAAGCUAAGCAAGAAACAUAAGCGUGCCAAGCAGCAACAACAGCAACAGCAACAACAACAACUGAAGAAGCAAGAGCAGGAUGAGGAUGAGGAGCUGCGUCCAUUGAUAAGCAUAAGCAUGUGUGAAUCACAGCUGGAGAAGACACAAAUGCCAGACCAAGAUGAUGAUGAUGUGGAUGCGGAUGUGGAUGCUGAUGAUGACAAUGCUGAUGAGUUGGAACGCAAUCAAACACUGCCCGAGGAUUUGCUGCAUUUUGUGGCACCACAUUCCGGCACCACCACAGACAGCGAGGGUCCCGUGCCGGCAACCACAUCCGAUGAUAAUAUUAAUUACGGCAGCGAUUUAAGCAUAUUGCCACAUGUUGCUGCUGGCGCUGCUGCUGCUGCUGCUGCUGGUCACAAGCUCAAGACCAAGAAGCUGGAGCAUAAAAUCAAUUUAAUUGCCGCCAUUGAGGCAGCCACCUCAUCAUCCACAUCCUCGGCGGAGGAGAGCAGCGUGGAGACCAACAGCAACAGCAACACAGCUGUGACUGUGGCAGCCACAGCCACAGUGGCAACAACAACAACAACAACAACAACAGCCGCAACAACUGCAGUUGCAACAGCAACAGCAACAAAUGCUGCACAACAGCGCCACCUAGCGCAACAAACAUGCAGACACACAACACAACUAACACACACACAACCAACUCUCUGUCUCUCUCCCACACACACUCCCACUCUCUUUAGCAACGUUGCUCAAUUUGCUCCCAAAAAUGGCAAACAACAACAACGUCGACACAGCUGAUAAAUAAUUGAUAAGAAAACAAUCCCAUGUCAACACACACAGCAAUUGCGCUGCUUCGAGUCGAGGCGCUGAACACAAUUCAUUUGUUCUAGCUGUCUUUUUCGUACACAAUUUGGCUGCCAAAUUCGUCUUUAUAGCCACAAUUUCUGGCGUGCGACAACAGCAAAACGGAAAAUGUUUAUAAACAAAAGGAAAGGAAAAAAAAAACAUAUGUGAUUAUCAACAAAAACAAAAAAAAAUAAAAAUAUAUACGCGUAUUUAGUAGUUCGUUUAAACUAAAAUGGAAAAUGCAAAAAAAAAAAAACAAAAAAACUAUGGCUAACAAUUUUUAAGUGCAAAGUUA